This is a messenger RNA of Paramecium tetraurelia, 825 nucleotides long. RefSeq lists its product as uncharacterized. The transcript has 3 exons. Lineage: Eukaryota; Ciliophora; Oligohymenophorea; Peniculida; Parameciidae. The record is from RefSeq and is a predicted model, not a curated record.
AUGGACAAACUCGAUAAAAUAAUCGCGUAAUUAGAUGAAUUAGAGUUGAGUUAAAAACACAAAGAAGAAUAGAUUAAACAUAAUCAAAAUUCUUUGUUGCUAAGACUACCUAAAGUGAUACUAAUCCAAAGACUAUGUGCAUUUUUGGAUGAUCUAGAUUUAUAUAGAUUUACAGCUACUUGUUCAUCAUUGAGAAACAUAAUGUUUUGUCCUCUGGGAUUUAAAUUAUUGUCUUUAAGUCGAAAUGCACAACAUAUUGUUGGAGGAACUAAACAAUAAUAACAAUAACAAAUACUUUUGUAAGAAAAAUAAGAGAUUGGCUCCAGUGGACAUUUAUCUGGGAAUAGCAGUGUCUUUGAUUCAGAAGAAGAUGUAUUAGCUCAAUUACAUGCUUUAAAAUCUGUGAAAGAAUUUCUAACCACUAAAUUGUAAUCAUCUUAAGCUCAGAUACAAAAUCUUGAGGACUUGAUAGCUGAUUCCUCUGAUACUUUGAAAUAUGAAAAGUCAGUCAAUCUGAAAUUGCAAUCCAAAAUCAAUAUACUACAAAACCAACUCUCCAUUUCUGAAUUAUAAAGACAAGAUGUAAAAGAAAAUUUAUCUGAAUUGAAUUCUAAAUACAAUAAAAUUAUUAGCUCGAUGGAAUAGGAUAGAGCAUUACUCCAAGAUGAAAAUGAUAAAUUACUGGGACAUAAGAAAGUGCUUAUAUAAGAAGUCUACAAAUUGAGAGGAAUGAUUUCUUAAAUGGAAACGGAUCAAAAUAUUUAUUAAUCAACCUUAAAAUAAGUUAGGGCUUUUAUGGACACCAUUGAUUUGAAACCAAUUUGA